Messenger RNA from Clupea harengus (Atlantic herring), 2875 nucleotides. RefSeq names its product thymocyte selection associated family member 2 (gene themis2). The record is from RefSeq and is a predicted model, not a curated record. Gene Ontology annotation, cellular component: nucleus; cytoplasm. Lineage: Eukaryota; Metazoa; Chordata; Actinopteri; Clupeiformes; Clupeidae. Gene Ontology annotation, biological process: T cell receptor signaling pathway.
GGGGAAAAGAAACCCAGGCUGAGCUCAUUUAUCAUAAUUACUUUGCCUACUAAUAACAUAUGUAGCCUAAGUUUCUUUCUUUUUUUUAAGUGUGAUGAAGUCCAUUUUUAAAACGGGGUAAUUAAUAUUAGGUAACCAAAUUAUUUUAAAGGGGUUAAUCUUGGAUGAGACUUUAAUCUAUAAUCUGUAUAAAUAGAUUCCAAUAUCGAAAACGUAAAAUAAUAAUAACACACCUUUUGUUUGUUUUUCUUUCUUUCCUUUUUUUUUUUUUUACUUUAGUAUGGACACAAUGUGCCCCCUUUGCGUCAAAUUGACUUCCUCAUAUUAGUUCUGUGAAACCAAUGGUUUCUCAUCCGACUCGUGUUCUUGAACAGAAACGCAUUGAGCAGCCACUGCUCAGCUUCACUGAACGAUGGACGAACCAGAGGUAGUUCUGUCCCUGCAAGAAUUCAUUUCAUCUCUGGAUCAUGCUUCACUGCCUCGGAUUCUACGAGUCUGUUCAGGGGUCUACUUCCAAGGUUCAGUGUAUGAGCUGUCAGGGAGUGAGGUAUGCCUGUGCACUGGUGACCUCGUCAAGGUUAUUGGCCUGAAACUCCUAUCAGCAAGUUGCGUAGACAUUGCUACCAAUAGCACAUAUGAACUUCCAAUUGACCACGAAGGCCUGUUUAAGGUGGUGGCUGAUGACAUGCCGUACAGCUCGCUGGAGGAGAUGGUGGGCCUGUUACCUGUGGGGGUGGAUGCUGUCGGCUCCUUCUCCUUUAUCAGCCGUUCCGAGCUGACCAUCAACAACUUCACCGUGGCGCCAGGCCAGGAGCUGACCCUGCUGUCGUCCGAGCAGGGCUGCGUUCGUUGCAAGGUGACGGGGUCGGAGGGAUCGAAGGCUGAGAUACUCAUUCCCCUGAAGCACCUUGGCUCAUUCUACGAGUGUCAGAGCGAGCACGGUUACUCUCUGCGGGAGAUCCUUUCCUCCACUCGACUCCAAAGCCGCCGCUUCCGUUGCGUCAAGGCCAAGGCCUGCGGAGGCCCACUGGUGUUUUCACCUGUCUACCAGAUCGAGGCCAUUAUGCACAUGAGGAAAAACAUAGUGAACUUCCCCUCCAGCCUGGAGGUAGACGUGACCGACGUGACCGAAGAAUGCCAGAACUUGGAGUUCGUCAAGCCGCUCACUCUGGCGGAGGUGAGUGGCCAGCCGCCAGACGCCUUCCCCACCGUGGCCGAGGUCCUCGAGGCUCCGGAGGGCUCACAGCACUUCUUCAGCUGCGACUGGCACCCGCAGCUCCAGAAGGGUUGCCGCCUGGUGCUACACAGCCACGGGGACACCCGCAUGGUCCUGGCCUCCACGCCCAAGGGCCGCAAGACCCGGCAGUACUUCCUCAUCUCGGGUGGCUACGGCGGCCGCAUCCGACGUAAGGCCCGGGAGUUCAGUUCAGUGUACGAGCUAUUCGUGGCCUCGACCAGGACGAGCAGGCUGCAGGUUAGCGUGACACGGAACUACGAGGCGAUGGAGGAGGAGGGCCUGCCCGAGCUCAGUGUUGGGGAUCAGCUGGAGGUGCUCAAGUGCGAGGACGUGGAGCUACCUGGUAAGGGAGGUGGGAACAAGCAGAGGGUGGGGGCACUUGUGUGUAAGCGCACAGUGGAGGAGGAUGAUGAUGAUGAUGAUGAUGACGAUGAUGAAGGAGAUGAGGAAAGAGAGGGGAAGAGCAGGGAGGACACCAUCUGUUUGCCAAUGUACAUGGACGCCCAGUUUGUGGAGAUCAUCUCGGACAAGAAGAAGUACAGCCUGGCCGAGCUUGGUAAGGAUUCCUUGAUGCCGCUGGACGUCAAGGUGGCCGCACGGGACACUGACCUGGAGAAGGACCCUUUGCCCGGGCUGCCUGUCCUGAGGUUGGAGGAGGUUUCUGUGGAACCCACCAUCCGUGUCAGCCUGCUAAAGAAACCAGAGUGGUGCUUCGAGCUGCCCACUCGAUGGCUGCACAUGUCCGUGUCCUUCACUUCAGAGGCCCUGCCCUGGCCGAAGGGUCAGCCCCCGAAACUCCGCCAGGAGACGGUCACAGAGGUCAAGGAGCAUUUCUACUAUGAGUUCCGCAAGCUCACCAACGUGCAGGCUACGCCGCCCCCCCGACCGCCCAAGAAACAGAUGUCUACGGUAAAGCCGAAAAGGCUAGCCAAAUCGGCCCCGGGCAAGUCCACUGUCACAGCAAAUAGCAGAAGCCUGCCCGAUAGCUUCUGCCAACUAUCAACGUGCAGUGAAAAAAGAAGCCCUCCACCACCUCCCCCUACAAGCACUGAAGAUGAAGCCCCGCCAGUGAUUCCUAGAAAACCCUCCACACAGAGAGGAAGUAUCUCAGUACCAAACACCUACGUGAAGAGGCCUCAGAAAAAAAAGAAGGCCAAAGUUGUCACAGAAGCGACAGACAGCGACCAUGACUAUGAGAGCGUGGAGGACAUUGUGAGGAUAGCCCAAGAGAACAUCAUACAUUAUUGACCUACGGGAAGAACAUCCAGUGAGAUAGUCACAGUUGCUUCGGCAAGCACAAACAUCCCUCGUUUCCCACUUGUGUACAUGCAUAUACAACCAAGUGAACUGAAUACUCAGCCGAGACAUUAUGUUACAGCAAAACGCUGUAGGUCAACCUCAUGCCAGACAUGCUAGCAUGUUUUGUAAUAAAAAUGUGUAUGGUGUGAUGCAGUAGCAAUGUGUAGCAUAUUCUGUACAAAACAAGAUUUGGAGCAAGACUGAAAUUUGUAUAUACAUAUUUAAGAAAAGAUAUUUUAAUCCUUUUAACAGACAAAGGAGAACAUUUACAGACAUUUCACCAAGUAUUGUAUGAGUAAUGUGUCAUUUUGCUUACAUCAUAAAACAACUUAUACCCUA